AUGGCAGCUCAAAGAAGGCCCUUUGGAAGACUUCCGUCUGAGAACGACGUUGGAGGCCCCGCAAUACGCAUCCCAGGGCCAGCUCAACAGACUCAACAGUUACCAACAGCUCAGCGGCUUCCCAAACGAACAACGAAAACCGCUGAAAAGGGGAUCUCGCUUGAUACCCAAUAUGAUCAAUUCCCUUCUGAAAUCCCAGAUGAUGAGGCAGCUCCUUUCCUGUCCGGACUUCCGAAGCCUGGAAAUCUACUGACUUCCAAAGUGAACCGUAAAUAUCUGCCACGUGUCACUGCUUACUGUACGGCUGCAUCAUAUAAUCUGGAAAAGCUACACGUCGUAUUCGAUGAUCUGAGACCGUACGAUGCUCUUCCCACCACUAAACGCUACGACGAAGCCCUCUACACCACAAUCGACCCAUCUCGCGUCCCCAUCGAUCUCUCAACCUUCAUCCCCCCCUCAUCCUUAAACAAUAACAUUGCAGUAACAGUCCAACCCUCCCAACUCCAAUCGCACCAACCACACGUAAACCAUCCGCAAGUACAGCCUACAAUACCCGACCUAUUACAAACAGACUUGGAUACCCGAUUUCUUGACGUGGACGAUCAGCAGGUAGUUGAUGCUCGCGACUCUUUCUUUGAACAGAAUGUGGAUUCUACUGGUGCGCCGUUGCCGAGUAGUAUACCGAUGGAGAGUAUUGCAAAGAAGAUUGCGCCUGUUGGGGAGUUGUUCUUGUUUGAUUAUGGGGUUGUGGUGUGCUGGGGUCUGAGUGAGUUUGAGGAGAAGGUCGUGCUGGAUUUGAUUAGGCCUUUUGAGGAGGAGUCUGUUAAACCGGAUGAGAUUGAAAAAGAAGACUUUGUAUUCUUUUACAAUGUACUGGCACCGCCUCAAAUCUUCAACGACAUAAUAACGCUGAGGAAACCCUCGAAUGUGAAACAUAAGCUCGCCAUCUCCCACGCCAUCGCCCAAAGCACAAAACUCACAGUCUACGAAUACCUCGUCGAAGACACCAUCGAAGGCACGAAAUCAAUCCCAGAAACAAUGGCCAUGACAGGUAGAAUCCACAUGUCUCGUGGCCAAGUGAAUCGAAAAAUCGGUUCCCUCUUCGCCAUGCGAAUCAAUGUGAAUCUCGUCAGCAAUGUCCUUGAUGCACCCGAAUUGCUAUGGUCGGAACCAUCACUCGAACCAUUAUAUAAUGCUAUUAGACUGUAUCUAGAGAUCACGCAACGGGUGGAUUUGCUGAAUCAACGUGUACAGAUUAUUUCGGAUUUAUUGGAAGUUUUGAAGGAUAAUAUGACGUCGUCGCAUGAUGAGGCUCUGGAGUGGAUUGUGAUUAUAUUGAUUGCUACGGAGAUUGUGCUGGGGGUGUUUCAGAUGUUGUUGGAUAUGUAUGUCCUAUUGCUUAUCUGA
Messenger RNA from Synchytrium microbalum, 1407 nucleotides. RefSeq lists its product as uncharacterized. The record is from RefSeq and is a predicted model, not a curated record. The coding region runs from base 1 to 1407 and encodes 468 amino acids. The transcript is spliced from 5 exons. NCBI's taxonomy places the organism in Eukaryota, Fungi, Chytridiomycota, Chytridiomycetes, Synchytriales, Synchytriaceae.